This is a messenger RNA of Prunus armeniaca (apricot), 1068 nucleotides long. The record is from the annotation of a GenBank genome assembly. NCBI's taxonomy places the organism in Eukaryota, Viridiplantae, Streptophyta, Magnoliopsida, Rosales, Rosaceae.
AUGGGUCGUGUUAAGCUGGAGAUAAAGAGAAUAGAAAACACCACCAAUCGACAAGUUACAUUUUCAAAGCGUAGAAAUGGACUCAUUAAGAAAGCCUAUGAGCUUUCCAUCCUUUGUGACAUUGACAUUGCUCUUAUCAUGUUCUCUCCCUCCGGUCGUCUCAGCCAUUUUUCCGGCAAGCGAAGGAUUGAGGAUGUAUUCACCCGCUACAUUAAUCUUCCUGACCAAGAAAGAGAGCAUGCUAUAAUUUUUCCCGAUCACAGCAAACAUCCUGAUCUUCAAAACAAAGAGGUCAGAUACAUGACAUCUAGCAAUUACUUGCUUAGGACUCUUCAGCAACUAAGAAGUGAAAAUGAUAUUGCUCUACAACUUGCCAAUCCCACGGCUGUAAGCUCUGAAAUUGAGGAACUUCAACAGGAAAUUGGAGGACUACAGCAACAACUUCAAAUGGCCGAAGAGCAGAUAAGGAUAUAUGAGCCUGACCCAUUAAAAAUCACAUCUAUGGCGGAGUUUGAAUCCUGCGAAAAAAGCCUUAUGGACACAUUAACGCGUGUUAUGCAGAGAAAGGAAUAUUUGCUGAGUAAUCAUCUUUCUUCCUAUGAUUCAUCUGGAAUGCCGCAAGUGUUGCCAGGCUCCUUCGAGAAUGAGGUUGCAGGUUGGUUGUCUAGCGGUGGCCACAACCAAGCCCAAAUUUACGAUGCAUCUGCUCCCUUGGAUCAUCAACUUAGGAACUUGUCAUCGACACUGUAUGAUCCGUUUUCACAAGGAACAAGUUCAAAUGCAGAUCCAAGUAGCAUGGGAGAGUGUCAUGUGAGUGUCACAAAUGCCAGUGAUGGAGAGCUUCCACCAUGGCCUCAGGCUUACACUAAUUCCUCUGGGCACCCCUCCACCCUCAUGCCCUCAGGCUUGUUGCCACAAUUUCAGCAGCAUACAAUGGUAGGCUCGAACAUGCCAGAAAUAAUGCCACACGAACAGGUGGAGAUCCCAGUGGGCAGCCCCAAUGUUCAAGCUUACAAUGAAGGUGCAGAGUAUCAUGAAAACAAAGUCCCUCAGCUUAAUGGACAUUAA